UCCCGCUCGGCUGGUGCAUGAUGGAAGCAGCAUGGCUGCUCAUCUCUCCUUGACACAGUUGUCAAGUGCAAAUCCUGUAUAUGAGAAGUACUAUCGACAGGUUGAUCCAGGUAACACUGGAAGAGUUUUGGCCUCUGACGCAGCUGUGUUUCUAAAAAAAUCAGGCCUGUCAGACUUGAUUCUUGGAAAGAUUUGGGAUCUGGCCGAUACAGAUGGUAAAGGUAUUCUCAACAAACAGGAAUUUUUUGUGGCUCUGCGGCUUGUAGCCUGUGCACAGAAUGGAUUGGAUGUUUCACUGAGUAGUCUUAACUCACCUGUUUCUCCACCUAGAUUUAAUGAUUCCACUAGCCCUUUAUCAAUUGGAGGAGCACCAUUGGAUAUCCCAUGGGCUGUCAAGGUCGAAGACAAGGCCAAGUAUGAUGCUAUCUUUGACAGUCUGAACCCAGUGAAUGGGCUUUUGUCAGGUGAUAAAGUGAAACCUGUUUUGCUAAACUCCAAAUUGCCUGUUGACAUCUUAGGCAGGGUUUGGGAGCUAAGUGAUAUUGACCAUGAUGGAAUGUUGGAUCGAGAUGAAUUUGCUGUUGCCAUGUUCUUGGUAUACUGUGCUCUUGAGAAGGAACCUGUGCCAUUAUCCUUACCUCCAACAUUGGUGCCACCUUCCAAAAGAAAAGCUCUUAGUAUUCCCGGUGCAGGGCAGUUGAUGCCACCUUCAACAUCCAGCAUAGAUAUAGGGCUGCAGCCAUCCAAAGCACCAUUAACACAGUGGGUUGUAUCACCUACAGACAAAGUAAAAUACCAUGAAAUCUUUCUGAAAACUGAUAAAGACAUGGAUGGUUUUGUGUCUGGUGUGGAAGCUAGAGAAUUGUUCUUGAAGACAGGCCUGCCAUCUGCAUUACUUGCACACAUCUGGGCUCUCUGUGACACAAAAGACUGUGGGAAACUUUCAGAUGAGCAGUUUGCUCUGGCGUUCCAUUUCAUCAGUCAGAAGCUGACAAAGGGCACUGAUCCUCCUCAGGUGCUUUCUCCAGAUAUGAUCCCUCCAUCAGAGAGGAGCACGCUACAAAAGAACACACUAGGGCCAAGCCCUGUUGCAGAUUUUUCUGCAAUCAAAGAGCUGGAUACUUUAAGCAAUGAAAUAGUGGACCUUCAGAAGGAAAAGAAUAACGUGGAACAAGACCUCAAGGAAAAAGAAGAUGCCAUCAAACAGAGGACAAGUGAGAUCCAGGAUCUUCAGGAUGAAGUAAAAAGAGAGAGCAGUAAUUUGCAGAUGCUCCUGGCCCAGAAGGAGGAAGCAGAGGAAAUCCUUAAUGGUCUUGAUCAGGAGAAAGCCAAACUGGAAGAACAGCUUAACACCAUCAGACAGAAAUGUGCUGAAGAGGCUGAUUUGAUUGCAUCUCUAAAGGCAGAAAUAACUGAUCAGGAGUCCAAAAUUUCAACAUACAAAGAUGAGUUAAAUAAAGCUCAGGAGGAGCUUAUCCAAUUACAGCAGGAAACAGCAGAGCUAGAAAAAUGUGUAGAGGCAGGGAAGUUAGAACUGAGACCUCUUCAACAAGAUCUUCAGGUCUCCCAUCAAGAAAUUGCCUCAGUGCAAGACAAACUGCAUGAGCUCAAAGAAUUAGAAAGCAGCCAGUCUAAUUGGGAGGCUCAGCCACACAACACACUACUUAAUGGGAAUGCAGAUCAUUGUAGCCUCAGCAACAGCAGCAGCGAAACAGCAAACUUGAAUGAGAAUGCUGAAAGAGAGAGAGCAGAUACUGAACAACUGAAUCACGAAUCUCCUGUCAGGAAUAGCCCAGAAACAACUGUAGAAGCGGAAGAAGAAAAAGAGGUCCUGCCACCAGCUGUUACUGAACAAGAAGAUCCAUUUAAUGAAGAAUCUCAUCAGCUCUCUGAACAGACUGCAGAAUCCACUUUAGACUUCUUCGAGUCUGACCCCUUUGAUAGCGAUCCUUUCAGAGAUGACCCAUUUGGAAAGAUUGAUCCUUUCGGUGGUGAUCCUUUCAAAGGUUCAGAUCCUUUUGCUGCAGACUGCUUUUUCAAGCAGUCAUCCACAGAUCCUUUUGGAAGCAUCGACCCUUUCAGCGCAACCAGCAACAGCAGUAGUUCCACAAUAGAAACACUGGCACACAAUGAUCCAUUUGCUCCUGGUGGAACUACUAUGAUUGUCCCAAGCGAUCCAGCUACGGAUCCUUUUGCCUCUCUGUUUGGAAAUGAAUCAUUUGCAAGUGGUUUUGCUGAUUUCAGCACAUUGUCAAAGGCAAAUAAUGAGGAUCCUUUUAGUUCAUCUGCAACAGGCUCUAUGAACAGUGUGAUCAUAACUAAAAAUGUAUUUGAGGAACCUCCAGCCAAAAAUGAAGAUGUUCCUCCUGCAUUACCUCCCAAAACUGGAACACCUACCAGACCUUGUCCUCCUCCACCUGGAAAAAGACCUAUCAACAAAUUGGAGUCUUCAGAUUCCUUAAAACUAAACGACCCCUUUCAGCCCUUUCCAGGCUGUGAUGGUUCCAAAGAAAAGGAAGUUGAUCUCUUUCAUGACCCAUUUGCUCCCACUGGGGUUUGCAAAGAGAAGGACAACAGCAAUUUUGCUAAUUUCAGUGCUUAUCCUACUGAAGAAGACAUGAUUGAAUGGGCAAAGAGAGAAAGCGAGAGAGAGGAGAAAGAGCGACUUGCAAGAUUAAAACAGCAAGAACAAGAAGAUUUGGAACUAGCUAUUGCACUCAGUAAAUCUGAAAUAUCAGAAGCAUGAAGAGUUUGUCUUGCCUCAACCACUUUGUCCCCUUUCCCUGAAUAGCUAAGCUAUGUGUAAUUAGGCAUUAUGUAUAAACAGGGAAGAAAAAAAGGCUUUAAAGUCCUGCAAAUGUGAUUUUACUAUCUUAUUUGUAAUUUUUCAUAUUCACUAAUUCAUCUGACAUCUGAUAGAGCACACUUACAUC
This is a messenger RNA of Euleptes europaea (tarantolino), 2933 nucleotides long. RefSeq names its product epidermal growth factor receptor pathway substrate 15 (gene EPS15). The transcript is spliced from 25 exons. Gene Ontology annotation, cellular component: clathrin coat of coated pit; plasma membrane; cytoplasm. Gene Ontology annotation, molecular function: calcium ion binding; cadherin binding. Gene Ontology annotation, biological process: endocytosis; endosomal transport. Lineage: Eukaryota; Metazoa; Chordata; Lepidosauria; Squamata; Sphaerodactylidae. The coding region runs from base 32 to 2746 and encodes 904 amino acids. The record is from RefSeq and is a predicted model, not a curated record.